Molecule: messenger RNA, 2470 nt
Organism: Chenopodium quinoa (quinoa)
Lineage: Eukaryota; Viridiplantae; Streptophyta; Magnoliopsida; Caryophyllales; Amaranthaceae
Product: PAP-specific phosphatase HAL2-like
Exons: 4
Coding region: 320-1654 (444 amino acids)
Biological process (GO): sulfate assimilation; phosphatidylinositol phosphate biosynthetic process
Molecular function (GO): 3'(2'),5'-bisphosphate nucleotidase activity
Source: RefSeq, a predicted model, not a curated record
AAUGUAGCAUAUUAUAGGAUUAAUGAUUUUUUGUUAUUUUUUUAGAGUGAUGAAUAGUCGUGGUUAAAAAUUUUCAAUCAACAAUUUAUUUGAGAGUAAGGAAUAAUUUAAGUGGUUAAAGCUGCAAUCAACCAUAUGUUUUUUUUUGGAGAGGAUUCCUAACUCCCUAUAUACGAAGUAGGUUAUAUUGCAUCCCCACGUAGCAGAUAAUAUAAAACAUCUUGUUUCAAAAUCAAAGCACAUAUCAAACUCAUCACCAUCAUCAGUUCAUCAUCGUCUUUGCAAAAGGUGUAACCGUGGGAAAUCGCCAACCAUAAAAAUGCCUGUAAUAUAUCGAUCAACUCUUUCUUCUCAACUACCAUUUUCUUUGACUAGUAAACAAUUUUCCCAAUUCACCUUUAAUCAUACCAAAAUCACCUUCUCUUCUCACUCCAAUUUUUCCAGAAUUUGCUGCUUAAAACCCUCAAUUAUGGAGAAAAAUGCUCUAUUAAACCCCACAAUUUUAGAUUCAACGGAGGAUAAAUAUUCUGCGGAAUUGGAUGUUGCUGUUAAAGCUGUUCAAUUGGCUUGUUCUUUAUGCCAAAGGGUACAAGAGGGUUUGAUUUCUAAGGCUAACUCUCUUGUUCAAUCCAAAGAUGAUAAAUCCCUUGUCACAAUUGCAGAUUGGAGUGUCCAAGCCACUAUCAGCUGGGUACUGUCUGAAUCUUUUGGCAUUAAAAAUGUCUCGAUUGUAGCUGAGGAAGAUGUUGAAGCUCUUUCAAAACCUGAGGCAACUGUCCUCUUAGAUUCUGUAGUACAGACUGUCAACGAGUGUUUAGCUGAAGCACCUCAAUUUGGAAUUAAAGGUCCGAUAAGACCCCUAAAGAAAACAGAAGUUUUAGAGGCAAUAAGGCAGUGCAAUUCCAUUGGUGGUCCUAGUGGUAGAUUUUGGGUUCUGGAUCCCGUUGACGGCACAUUAGGUUUUGUGCGUGGGGAUCAAUAUGCAGUUGCUCUAGCACUGAUUGAGGAUGGAGAAGUUGUGCUUGGAAUUUUAGGAUGCCCUAAUUACCCACUAAGGAAGGAGUGGCUAUCAUAUCAUCAACGUUACUAUAGGAUCAUAUCCAAGCUUACCCCACCAAGGUCAGAGUCUUGGGAUAAAGGUUUUGUAUUAUAUGCUAGAAAAGGUAGUGGUAAAUCUUGGAUGCAGCCAUUACUUCCACAAUCUAUGAACUUGGUUGAGUUAAAAUCUCCCAGACCUGUCUAUGUGUCUCUCGCUGAAGAUCCUUCCUUGGCUACCUUCUGUGAGCCUGUUGAAAGGGCGAAUUCUAGCCAUUCUUUCACUGCUGGACUUGCUCACAGUGUCGGAGUUAGUAAGGAACCUUUGCGUGUAUACAGCAUGGUCAAAUAUGCUGCUGUUGCUCGUGGUGAUGCAGAGAUAUUCAUGAAGUUUGCAAAGUCUGGUUACAAGGAGAAGAUAUGGGAUCAUGCAGCUGGUACUGUUAUCAUACAAGAGGCUGGCGGUGUGGUAACGGACGCAGGAGGGCACCCCUUGAACUUCUCAACUGGUAUAUAUUUGGAAGGUCUUGACCGUGGUAUUAUUGCUUGUGCUGGAGUUCAGCUACAUCAAAAAAUUAUCCAAGCUGUGGAUGCUAGCUGGGAUUCCUCCUGCUUGUGACUUACUGAACAAAGGAGACCAAAAGGAAUCCAGAUUUUUUUCCUGCUAACUGAGGAAUUGCUACAAGCUUUGUUGAAAAUGAGAGUUGGCUAGUAGAGGUGGGAAUAUGAGUUUAAACUAGAUAGUAGAGGCCAACAUGAUUGAUUAAAUGUUUAGGAUAGCUGCAAUAUUAUUCCAUAUCACCCAAGUACUCCUGACAAGAGUCCUUCGUAGGGCACCUUAAGGGAGGGGUUAGAUCACUCAGAUGAUUCCCAGCUCAUACACAUGCAACUCAGUCACAACGCAAAGGGUGUUUCUUCUAGACCCCAGAUUUAUAAACCAUUGACUUGCUGACUCAUAUGUAAAAAGAAGAAGAGUUCACCCUCUUUCUUAAAUACAUUCAUGAUUCUCAAGAUCAAGUGAGCAAUGCUUAUUAGUUAUUAGUUUAUUACUGCUAUAUCUUACUGUGUAAUUAUUUAACUUAAGCAUCUGGUGUGCUUAGGAAAAUAGUACGAGUAAUCUUGAUUCUUAGCAUGUCGAUGAUUUUCUUAAUACUUGUACAUUGGCUGUUAAUCUUGUUAAGUCAUUUCACUGUACAUAUUAACAAGAAACAGUAUACAAAUAUACGUUUGUUAUGAGCAAACAAACUCUUGAUGUUUACUGUGAUUUGUAGUACCCAUCUUCUGAUUAUUACCCUUUUAAGCAUGAUAACUCUAGUAUUUUAAAGGAGACAUCAACCGUACUUCUUAUGCAUAUGCCUUGUGAUGCCCUGGAAUCUUAGUGACAUUUAGGUGCUAUGAAAUUACUCUGUUAUAGCUGAAGUACACUGUGAUAUUU